AUGAGCGUCAAGCGCAACCCGUACGCGUGGAACCGCAAGGCGAACAUGGUGUUUCUCGAUUCGCCGGCCGGCGUCGGGUUCAGCCAGCCUGUCCUGAACGCGUCCGACUAUUAUGACGACGUGACGGCGGCGCGGUCCCGCGAGUUUCUCGAGCGAUUUCUCGCGCUGUACCCGCAGUACACGAAUCGCGACUUUUACAUCACGGGCGAGAGCUAUGCCGGCAUGUAUAUCCCGUUCUUGGUGCACCAACUCGUAACGGAGCCGGUGGCCGGCCUCCACUUGACCGGGUUCGCCAUCGGCAACCCGUACACAGACCAAAAGAUCGACGACAGCUCGUACAUGGACUACUACUACUCGCACGGGCUCAUCUCGAUCGAGACGUACGAGGCGGUGCAAAAGAAUUGCAAGCCCGAGGAGCGGUGGCUGUGCCAGGAUUAUUACCCCGGUUGCUCGGACCUGUGCGCGGCGACGUACCGAGAGGCCGACUGGAGCAUGGACGAUGGCGACAUGGACCUGUAUUACAUCUACGGCGACGUGUGCCGCCUUCAAAGCAACCAGACGCAAGCCCUCAAGUACCGCGGCAGCAUUCGUCCGCUCACCCAUCGCGGCGUCGUCGGUCCGUGCGCCGACACAUUCACAAACGCGUACUUGAACUUGCCUGUUGUCCUCGAAGCCAUCCAUGUCGACAAGGGGCAGUCGUAUGCCGACUGCAGCGAUCCCGUCGGCGCCAUGUAUACGUCGAGCUUGACUGUGUUGGACAAGUACCCGGUGAUUCUCAACGCUGGGUUGAAAGCGCUCAUCUACAGCGGCGACGCGGACUCCGUCGUCAACUUUAUUGGGACGCAGCGCUGGCUCGCCACCGACGUCGGCCUCAACUUGACUGCCACGGAGAAGUGGUCGAGUUGGUUUGGCCCGGACAAGCAGCUCGCGGGGUACACGGAAACCUACGGCAACGUGACGUUCAAAACGGUCAAAGGCGCGGGCCACAUGGUCCCGGCGACGCGCCCCCUCCACGGCCUGUACAUGUUUGAGUGCUUUUUGUACUCGAACCGCGCAUGCACUGCGUUUGCGUACCCCAAGGAUCCGUCCGAGUACUUGAGUGGCGCCGACUUGACUGCCCCAACGAAAGACGAAGGUGGUGUGAUCGAAGGUGCCGUGUGGUGGUGGGUCGGGAUCGCGGCCGCGGUCGCCGUCGGGAUCGCUGUCUGUGUCGUCGUGUUCAAGUCCAAGACGAAGAAGACGCAGUAUGUUGAGCUCACGGCAGGAUCCAAGCCGACAUAUUCGACGUAGGCUUGUGGUCGCACCAUCGUUUUGAAUGUAUUUCGUGGACAAUGAUGUCGUGGCGCUUCAAUCGUUGGUGGUGGAGGAGGCUCAGUUCGCUCUUUCCAAAGUGUCCUUGCACCGCUGUCAGGGCAAGGUGCUGUGUCUUGCUCUGACUGCUGGUGCAUCUCGCCUUGACCUGUGCAGACGCACUUAGACGUUGUUCUCUGCCGCCAUGGCGCCGCCAUCACGGUCGUGAGUUCGGCU
Molecule: messenger RNA, 1527 nt
Organism: Aphanomyces invadans
Lineage: Eukaryota; Oomycota; Saprolegniomycetes; Saprolegniales; Verrucalvaceae
Exons: 2
Coding region: 1-1290 (429 amino acids)
Biological process (GO): proteolysis
Molecular function (GO): serine-type carboxypeptidase activity
Source: RefSeq, a predicted model, not a curated record